Messenger RNA from Lactuca virosa, 531 nucleotides. The record is from the annotation of a GenBank genome assembly. Lineage: Eukaryota; Viridiplantae; Streptophyta; Magnoliopsida; Asterales; Asteraceae.
AUGGAUCCUUGCUCAGAAAGCUCUAGCAACAGUCCCCAAGAUUCCGGUAGCGUCUCCACUGUUGCAUCUGGCUCCUCCUCCUCGCCUCCAGCAGUGGCCACCACCCCUAGCCGCUACGAGAACCAGAAACGCCGGGAUUGGAACAUCUUCUGCGAGUACCUGAAAAACCUGCAUCCACCACUCUCUGUUUCACAAUGCAGUAGUGCAAAUGUGCUUGGAUUCCUUUCUUACCUUGACCAGUUUGGAAAGACUAAGGUUCAUAACCUGACAUGUCCGUUUUAUGGGCAUCCGACAUGGCCAGACCCUUGUCCUUGUCCACUGCGACAAGCUUGGGGUAGUGUGGAUUCUUUGAUUGGCCGUCUUAGGGCGGCUUAUGAGGAGAACGGUGGUUCAUAUAAGACGAACCCUUUUGGGGCUGGAGCCGUGAGGCGUUACCUUCGAGAGGUUCGUGAUUCGCAAUCAAAAGCAAGAGGGAUCAGCUACGAGAAGAAGAAACGAAAACGGUUGCCUCCACAAGGUGAUGUUUCUUGA